Serendipita indica DSM 11827 is the source of this 2757-nucleotide messenger RNA. The record is from the annotation of a GenBank genome assembly. NCBI's taxonomy places the organism in Eukaryota, Fungi, Basidiomycota, Agaricomycetes, Sebacinales, Serendipitaceae.
AUGGCGUCUACAUCUGGGUCAAGAUCGAUGCCUAUCAACUCUCCAGAACAUCACAGACAGCGCCAGGACUCGUUUGCAACAGAGGCAAGGGCGUCGCCAAAGAUCGAGUCCCCCCAGGGUGUCGAGCCGCCAAAACCAAAAACACUGAGUAGAGUACCAAGAGCAUGUAACGCUUGCAGACGCCAGAAGAUGAAGUGUGACCUCGAAGAGUCUGGUCCACCCUGCAAACGCUGCAGGCAUGCACACAUCGAGUGUCUGUUUGAAAAACCUCAGCGCGAGAGUGCACUCAGCUCUGAUGCUGGUCUAGAGCGUAUCAAGGCCGUCGAGGAUCGUGUCCGUGGCGUGGAAGACAAGAUGACCAGCAUGGUUAAUGGCUUGCAAGGUGUCCAGGCUACCCUCCACGAGGUCCUCCUCGCCUUUCGUCAAGGCGCUGCAGCCCCGCCGAUCCACAACGGAACCGCUGCCACCGUCAGUCCCGACGUGCGCAGAGUCGCCGCGCAAUCGCCCGUCGACACACGCAGAUACCCUCCAGGAGGCCCCAUGGUCGAAUCACAUCGAACUCCCUCCUCUGCGAGUUCGUAUGAGCAUCACCAGUACAGCCCGACGUCUGCGCACCCGCACGGCCCGUAUCCAUCCAACGGACAAGGCUCAGCCUUAGUGCCUUCGGCAUCUUCUCAACCGUCUCAUCCGACCUUCCACCCGGCGUUUCCGAGCCUUCCCCCGAUUUCACCAGCCACAGCAACUGUCAUGCCCCCACCAAGGUUCCCGACUAGCUUGCCACCUAUUCGCUCCCAGUUGGUCGAAUAUCAGUCGAAUGUGCGUGCGUCGCAACCGUCGCCCGGGCCCUAUGGCACUCGCCCGGGAUCAACAAAACCACACAAUAACUCGUCCAACGUGACAUCAGCUGAUUCUUCCGACGACGAGGGCGCAGGUGAACUCCCUGGUGCUGGCCUGGUGGCCCCGCUCGAGGUCCUCCGAGAUCUUGGUGAAAAGGACGAACUUCAGGCGAGUAACCAGGAGAAUUACAUCAGGAGACCUCGGAGCCCCUCUUUGGAGCCGGAUGGUACGCGCCCCAAAAAACGGAGGAAAACUUCUACGCUCGGUCAGAAGACAAAGCACGACUUUCCAGACGUGGUGACCAAGGGCAUAGUCACAGUCGAGGAAGCGCGAGAGUUGUUUGAAAUAUUCUACAAGGGCUGCUCGACAUUCUUGCCCGUAUUUGAUCGCCACUUUGACACGUUUGACCUAUUGCAUGAACGAUCGCCAUUUGCCGUCAACGCCAUCUGUAUGGUGGCCUCUCAAGUCCGAGAUGGAGGCGGCAAGACCGACGAGCGAGUUGACCCAGAGAUGUCGAGACGAGGUACACCACAUAGUGGCUCAAACGGUACUUGUGCACUCUUUGCUCCGUUCAUCAGUGCCGAUGUCGUCAGAGCUGUUGUCAUUCUCUCUGGUUGGUCGCCUAAUGGAUGGCUUACCUGUGGACACGCGGUGCGAAUGGCAUUGCAACUGGACAUGAAUAAAGCAUGGCCCAAGCUCCUCAAGCGUAUUCAAAACAACAAGGCGAGCAAUUCAGCCUCGGAGCGAGAACUCGUUGUUGGAGCGAGGACGUGGUUCUGUCUCUACUUGUUCGAGCAUCAAAUGUCCUUUGGGACGGGCCGUCCUGCCAUUCUCAAGGAAGAUGAGAGCGUCUUGGGGGGCUCUGCGCUUCUCACUCACCCAUUGAGUAUCGAAGACGACGCGCGCCUUGUUUCCACCGUCGAACUCAUGGUGUUCCGAGAACGGGCCAACGACAGUCUAGCUCCGCUUGACGGUCCAUUCACGGAAGAUCGAGCAAGCCGUCUAUUCGAGGCGACGGAAAACUUCCGCAAGUGGUAUGGGACGUGGGACAACAUUUUCUCCACACGAUAUCCGGACACGACAUUCUAUCGUCAAUCACUCCAGAUUCAGUACCUGUUCGCGGAGCUUUACCAUGAAGCUACGGCUCUUAGGGGUAUUACCGGCCCGGACGAUGUUUCCAAAAUGUCGGAAUCACAACGAUCCGUCGCCGACCAUGCAAUACGGAGUGCUCGACAAGGACUCGAAAUCUGUCUCCGUUCGACGUCUUACCGAGAAGGGUUGAGGUAUGCCGUCACAUACACACAUCUCACGGCGGUAUUUGCUGCAUCUUUCCUAAUGAGGCUGGCCCGUCUGUUCCCCGAAGAAUGUGAAAGGUCCGGUGGCAUCGAAUCAGUAUUCACAACUGUCGAAGAGCUGGCAAACCUCUUGUCAACGAUCCCGGCCACCCGAUAUGCUCGCACUUUACGGCUCAUGCUCACACAACGAAAGCGACGCUAUCCUCCAGCCAAUGUUCGGUCCUCUGCAACUCGUGCUAGCUCUGACGCAACGUCUCAACAAACGCUUGUGUCCCCGCAUCAACAGCAUGGGCAGGUGCCUCAUCCGGGAGAGGACCAGCGACAGCAUGUGUACCCACAGGGGAUGCCGAUGCAUGGCCAUCACCGCGUCAUGUCGACAGACUCGAUGUACUCUCAGCCGUAUCAGGAUACUCCUCGCCAAUUUGCGCCUAUCCUCAACGGCAUGCAUGGGCAGGUUCCCGCUCAUCUCCAAGAGAUUAUCACGCCAACCGAGUACCACCACAUGUUCGAGUACUCUGGCGACCAGCAGAUGCCAAUCUGGAUGUCGGAGGAUAAUCUGGGAGAUGCUGGUUAUGGACUCGAGGCGUUUAUUCUGCCUCAGCAGUAUGACCAACAAAUCUGGUAA